AUGAAAAAUCCAAAGUCUUUUUGUGUUUGGCGCAAGAUUCUGGAUAUCAGGGAGUCCAUUUGGCCACAUUUCUUUGUUCAGAUUGGUGAUGAAAGUAUUACUAAUGCUUGGGAGGAUAACUGGCUCCCUAUUGGCCCUCUUUCACAUAGGCUUUCUUACAGGAGUAUUCAUAGGAUUGGUUUCAAUGCAAACUCUUAUGUAAUGGGGGUUGUUAACAAUUUGGAUGGUUGUUGGCCACCUGAUUGGAAUAGUAGUGUUCCAAACCUUUCAACUUUCAAUAUUCCUCAAAUCCAGUCCGAUGCCUGUGAUAAAGUUUUAUGGUUGAAUUCUUCUAAUGAUUUGGUUUUGUUUGUGGUUCGAGAGAUUUGGGGCUCCUUGGAUGGUGUUCAUGCAACGGUUGAUUGGCAUAAACAUGUGUGGUUUAAGGGAUGCAUCCCUAAACAUUCUUUUUGCAUGUGGCUUGUUGUCAUCUUUGGAUUUCCAUUCAGGACCGUAUGA
Cynara cardunculus var. scolymus (artichoke) is the source of this 498-nucleotide messenger RNA. RefSeq lists its product as uncharacterized. Bases 1 to 498 code for a protein of 165 amino acids. NCBI's taxonomy places the organism in Eukaryota, Viridiplantae, Streptophyta, Magnoliopsida, Asterales, Asteraceae. The transcript has a single exon. The record is from RefSeq and is a predicted model, not a curated record.